This is a messenger RNA of Pecten maximus, 5452 nucleotides long. RefSeq lists its product as uncharacterized. Lineage: Eukaryota; Metazoa; Mollusca; Bivalvia; Pectinida; Pectinidae. Bases 1 to 3246 code for a protein of 1081 amino acids. The record is from RefSeq and is a predicted model, not a curated record. The transcript has 22 exons.
AUGUUUGAUUCCAUCAUAGCAGAUUUAUACAAUAUCAUUGAGGAGAAGUGUCAGGGUAUGUCAUGUUACUAUUGUAAAAAGAAGAAAUCAAACAGUGAAUGCAAUCAGGCCUGGUCUGUGUGUGCUGCCUCUCAACAGGCUUGUCAGACUGUGGUUGAGAAGGACAAAAUCACAAAAGGAUGUGUUGCUCCCGACAAAUGUUCACCUGGAACAAAGGGCAAGAAAACCACGUACUGUUGCUAUGGUCACCUCUGUAACGAGCCUGGAGACACAGCCUAUUAUGACCCGCCAACUUGUGAUAUCCUGGUCACCAGCCAGACCAUUAUUACCCUCCUCACCAAAGUCGUCGAGGCUUCCAACGCAUACUCCACAAUCUUCUGCAGUAAUGUUUUGCUGACAGUUCAGGAGUUGACGAACAUAUCGAGUACCUGUUCCGUACUAACAGGGGAUAGAAUCAGCAUGCUACAGAGUCGGCUGAUAACAGCUGAGGAGUCUAUGUGUACUAUACAGGUGGUUUGUGAGAAACAGCUGGUGUUGGAAGCUAUAGCUGCCUUUAAUGCAACCACCCGUUCCUCAGCUCAUGCUGAACUGGUCUGCACAGAAUAUCAAAAGACGAUGCAGAUCCUGUUUACCCAGUGGAGUACAUGUGGAGCUAGUGAGAUAGCAGAGAUGCAGAUUGUACUUGACAGUGUUACAGCAACAGUAGACCUCACCUGUCAACUGAUGCCUGAAAUAGAGUAUACACCGCCCUCUGAGGUGAUACGUAUUGUGGAAGGUGGAGAUGCCAGGAUAAUUGAAUUUGUCCUGAAAGAAGAUCCUGCUACUAAGUGCAAUAAGAAUUCAUGUCAUGUGGGGACUACAGUACCUGCAGGAUCAUGUGGAUACAACUUCUCGUCAAACAACUGGGACACCAAGAUCAGUGUUCCGUUCCUAGCCGUUAGUGACGGUCUGUAUGAUGGGGAGCAUACCGUCGACGUGGAGGUGACCGCUACUAAAUAUGAAGAUGGCAUUUCUGUGCUGGUCAGGAAGAUUGCCACUUAUCAUUUUUUGGUGAUAGACGGGGACAAGAAAGGGUCUGUUUGCACCUCAGUCAAUGAUCCACACAUGAGAACCUUCGACAAGUUAUAUUAUGAUAACUUUUUCCAAGGCGAGUUUAUCCUGUAUAAACACACUACACUACCAUAUGAGGUGCGUGUGAUAUUCAAGAAAUGUCGCAAGGCCUCCUGUAACUGUGCUCUGAUGGUCAGAUCUGGUGAUGAUUUCUUUUCUGUUGAUAAGUGUUCGUCAUCUAAUUUCAAAAUAAGUAUGCACUUCACCAACAGUCUGACUGUAGGGACGGAGAUGUACAUUAUUCCAAAUGGCGAGAGAUUCCAACAAGUUAAGAUAACACUGCCAUCUGGAACUGAGGUUGUGGCUCAGCUGUUACGUAAGCUUAUCAAUGUCCGGAUCCACCCGUCCGCAAGUGAUCGGGGACGUACAGAAGGUCUGUGUGGUAACUAUGAUGGUGAUGCAACCAACGACCUCUUGAUGCCAGAUGGAAGUCAGGCCCAAGCGGAUCCUAAAUUCCUUCGAGCAAACAGGCCCAGGAAAGUUGGGAAAUUUUUCCCCAACACCUUCAGUAGGGCAUGGCAGAUAAGAGACAAUUAUUGGUUCUACAAGAAGUUCACAGCUUCAAUCCUACCUUUCCCAGAAGAAAACGCAGUGUAUUGUACUUGCCCAGCUUCUGCAUCUGGUACUGCUGAGCCUUGUCAGUCUAUUCGUCUGGCCAAGACAUGCCCACUCCUCGUCCCUGGGAUUGACUUAAUAGCUAAGGCCAGAAGCUUGAUCACAGACACCUCUGAGGAAGCUCUGAAUCAGGUAGAGGCUCGGAGGCGUCGCAGGCAGACAACUGGAACUGGUCUGGCAGAAAUUGGAGCAAAUGAGGAUGAAGAAGUGCCGGCAGCAUCGUGGCCAGCUGGAACUUGGACAGAGGCUAUGGCUCAAGCUCAUUGUGAGGCCCUGCUGACGAACUCAGGUCUGGGUCAGAGUUGUGCUGGUGUGGAUACUGCUGCUGGGGAGGAUGUGGAAUCUUGUAUGGCUGAUAUCCAGCGGAGUGAAGGUACAGAGUUCGACGAAUCUAGUACAACAAAUCAGAUGGGACGAUGUGUCAACGAACUCCAGAAGGAUCCCACUUUCAACACUGACCCUGCUGCCCAAGCCGUGGCCACUGGUAUCUUAGACCAGACUUGUGAGGAAAACUGUCACGAUAAUGGAGACUGCCAAGCAGGGGUGUGUCGAUGUUAUAAUGGAUUUAUGGGUACAAGUUGUUCAGUGUCAGAAGGAGAGCCACCUGUAGUUACAAGUCUAGAACAGAACACUUGUAACACCAGGACAGGGGCAGCUUGCAACAGUGUGGCCGUGGAAGGAGAGAAGUUUGUGGACCUACCAACUCUUACAUGUCAUUUCCAAACUGUAGAGAUGAUUUCUGGCGUCUUCUUAAAGUCCAGCACGGAGACAACAGCCCUGGCCAAUUUUAUCUCCUUUAAUCUGGUGGAAUGUGAGUUACCGGCUAGUCUCACCCCAGCGGUCCCUGUAAGGGCGGUGUUGGUUUCCGUCAGUAAUGAUGGAGUCACUAAAAGCUCGGGUGACAACUACUUCAUCGGCUAUAACUCACUUUGCUAUAGCUGUGGUGCCUCAAGCUGUCAGACAACGCUGACUGGUUGUGUGAUUGACUCCCAAUGUUACACCCUUGGGGAUGUGAGUUCAGCCAACCCAUGUCACUUCUGCGACCCUGUCACCUCGGUCACUGAUUGGACUGUCAAAUUAGCUAACUAUUGUCCUAAUGCGACUACGACUACACCAACCACAACCACGACUACAACUACUACCAUACCAACCACCCAGCCUCUCGCGCGCCAAGAUGCAUCUGUUGUACAAGCGGAAUCGAUCACGCCGAUCAUCAUCACUGGUGUUGUUGCUGGCGUGGCCUUACUUGCUCUGAUUGUGACAGCUAGUGCGUUUGUCAUCUAUAGAAAAAGGAAUGGGAUACUCAAAGACAUGAGGUUAAGAGAAAGUGACUCAGAGUCCUCUGGUGGCAGCGGUACUAGAGGUUGGAGUAAACACCGACAUAAUCAGGAUUUAUACUACGAUAACUCGGCCUACAACUAUCAUUUGGGAUACAAGGAUCCACAAUCGGCCUUUGCUAACAACAUGCCGAAACGAAGUAGCCAAAUGGCGAGACGUGAUCCAACCUACAGCUAUAGUUAAACAUAAAUAGCUGUCCUCUUAUCACAAUAAUCAUCAUGUCAUGCAAAUUCCAAUGUAUGACUUCAGAAAGUUUAUAUCUACAAUUGUGUAUAUGUCUGUAGAGGGCAGCUUUUCGCAUCUCUUUUGCUUGGUUAAGUGGGGGAAUAAUAAUAAAGCUAUUCCUUUCACCAAUAUUAAUGCCUAUUUUACCAAGAUUUAUAUAAUCAUAAAAUCUACCUGAAAUGGAAGCUGACAAUCUCAUUAUUUCAGUAUUGAGAGAUUUUAGGUAAAGAAAUGUCUAUGUGCCUUUUGUAGCCAGUUUCAGUAUAACCAAUAAUUUCAAACAAUUGAAAAAAAAAAUAUUGAUUUGUUAUGACCUUGUAAAAUAUUUUAAUAUAAUCAUACUGUGACUUACUAGUGCAACAAAUGUGUAUGACAUUCCUAAUAUAUAUAAUAUUACAUUCCUAAAAUAAACGAUAAUAUAUUUGAUAAACUGAUUACCACUAAACAAGAAAAUGAAAAUAGAUUUAGUGCUAUAUGAUAUUGCAAGUGACAAUGAGACUGUUUCAGUACUAUAUGGCAUUACUAGUGACAUUGAGGACUGUUUCAGUGCUAUAUAUACGACAUUACUAGCGACGACAAAGACUAUUUCAGUACUAUAUGGCAUUACUAGCGACGACAAAGACUAUUUCAGUACUAUAUGGCAUUACUAGCGACGACAAAGACUAUUUCAGUACUAUAUGGCAUUACUAGCAACGACGAAGACUGUUUCAGUACUAUAUGGCAUUACUAGCAACGAUGAAGACUAUUUCAGUACUGUAUGACAUUACUAGUGAUGAUGAAGACUAUUUCAGUGCUAUAUAACAUUACUAGCGACAUUGAGGACUGUUUCAGUGCUAUACGACAUUACUAGCGACGACAAAGACUAUUUCAGUACUGUAUGACAUUACUAGCGACGACAAAGACUAUUUCAGUACUGUAUGACAUUACUAGUGAUGAUGAAGACUGUUUCAGACCAACUUUCAGUGCUAUACGACAUUACUAGCUACGACGAGACUAUUUCAGUACUGUAUGACAUUACUAGUGAUGAUGAAGACUAUUUCAGUACUAUAUGACAUUACUAGUGACAAUUAAGACUGUUUUAAUACUAUAUGACAUUACUAGCGACGACGAAGACUAUUUCAGUACUAUAUGGCAUUACUAGCGACGACGAAGACUAUUCAGUACUAUAUAACAUUACUAGCGACGACGAAGACUGUUUCAGUACUAUAUGUCAUUACUAGCGACGACGAAGACUAUUUCAGUACUAUAUGGCAUUACUAGCGACGACGAAGACUAUUUCAGUACUAUAUGACAUUACUAGCGACGACGAAGACUAUUUCAGUACUAUAUGACAUUACUAGUGAUGAUGAAGACUAUUUCAGUACUAUAUGACAUUACUAGUGAUGAUGAAGACUAUUUCAGUACUAUAUGACAUUACUAGUGACAAUUAAGACUGUUUUAAUACUAUAUGACAUUACUAGCGACGACAAAGACUAUUUCAGUACUGUAUGACAUUACUAGCGAUGAUGAAGACUAUUUCAGUACUAUAUGGCAUUACUAGCGACGACGAAGACUAUUUCAGUACUAUAUGACAUUACUAGCGACGACGAAGACUAUUUCAGUACUAUAUGACAUUACUAGUGAUGAUGAAGACUAUUUCAGUACUAUAUGACAUUACUAGUGAUGAUGAAGACUAUUUCAGUACUAUAUGACAUUACUAGUGACAAUUAAGACUGUUUUAAUACUAUAUGACAUUACUUGCGACGACAAAGACUAUUUCAGUACUGUAUGACAUUACUAGCGAUGAUGAAGACUAUUUCAGUACUAUAUGACAUUACUAGUGACAAUUAAGACUGUUUUAAUACUAUGUGACAUUACUAGCGACGACGAAGACUAUUUCAGUACUAUAUAACAUUACUAGUGAUGAUGAAGACUAUUUCAGUACUAUAUGACAUUACUAGUGACAAUUAAGACUGUUUUAAUACUAUAUGACAUUACUAGCGACGACGAAGACUAUUUCAGUACUAUAUGGCAUUACUAGCGACGACGAAGACUAUUCAGUACUAUAUGGCAUUACUAGCGACGACGAAGACUAUUCAGUACUAUAUGACAUUACUAGUGACAAUUAAGACUAUUUCAGUACUAUAUGACAUUACUAGCGACAUUGAGGACUGUUUCAGUGCUA